CAUGGUGGCGAACAGUAGGCAGUAGUUUGUUAACACCGUGAGGAUAAAACCAAGACCGGUCUUAUUGUACUUCUAUGACAAAACACACUGUCUUUUGAGAUUACUCUUAUAAGAUUUUUUAAAUAAUAAUUUUCAAAGUUGAGAGCUGUACCUUCAAAAUACAUAUUGUAAAGACGUUUGACUUUAAGCAAGCUAACUGCUAACUACUGAACCACUAAGUUAGCUAAUGACAAAUCCGCUCCGAUGUUUGGAAAGGUGAGAUGUCGUUGGUGGUUGUCGAUUUUUGACAACCUAAAUCCUAACCUUUUAUCUGUGAGAGGAAAACAUCUAACGUGUUUUACGGACGGUAGAAGUAGAUUUUUAGCGGUAUGCAGGCUCGGGUUGUCCAGAGCAGUCAGGGAAUUCAGCACGAACCGCAUCCUGUGUGCCAAACCUCGGAAAGACCCAAAAAAACAACAGCUGUCUGAGAAGAAACUGACUCGAUACUUUGUGGACUAUCGUAACGUGAGACUGGUUGCCGGUGCAGGUGGUAAAGGUGCAUGUAGCUUCCACAGUGAACCGCGCAAGGAAUGGGGUGGCCCUGAUGGAGGAAACGGAGGAGAUGGAGGCAGUAUCAUCAUUAGAGCUGACCGAGUUGUCAAAUCACUUGCUCAAGUUGAUCCAGUUUACAAAGGACAGGAUGGUCAGUCAGGAUCCAGCAAGAAUUGUUAUGGGCGCAAUGGCAGUCCAACCUAUAUUAAAGUACCUCUCGGCACCAUAGUUAAAGAACAUAGUAAAACAAUAGUAGACCUCUCUGAUCACGGCCAGGAGUAUGUGGCUGUUUUUGGAGGGGCUGGGGGAAAGGGUAAUCGAUUUUUCCUGUCCAAUGAGAACCGUGCUCCACUGACUGCCACUUCUGGAGAGACUGGUGAGGAGAGGGUCCUACAGCUGGAGUUACGCACCAUGGCACAUGCUGGAUUGGUUGGUUUUCCUAAUGCUGGUAAAUCUUCUCUACUACGAGCCAUCUCCAAUGCAAAGCCAGCUGUAGCUGCAUACCCAUUCACCACUCUCCAUCCACAUGUAGGAAUUGUCAGCUACAGGGAUCAUGAACAGGUUGCAGUUGCAGACAUUCCUGGUAUCAUCCGUGGAGCACACUUGAAUCGAGGCUUAGGUCUGUCUUUUCUUCGACACAUUGAACGCUGCCGAUUUCUCCUCUUUGUCCUGGACAUCUCUUCUCCAGAGCCAUGGACAGAACUUGAACAUCUGCGUUAUGAACUAAACCAGUAUGAACCAGAUUUGUCACAUCGGCCUCAUGCUAUUAUAGCCAACAAGAUGGACCUUCCUGAUUCCAAAGAGAAACUUAAGACUUUGAGAGGCCUUGUUAAUCAAAGGGUUAUUCCUGUAUCUGCUCUCACUGGACAGAACACUGAAGAACUGAUCCUACACCUCAGGGAGCUUUAUGAUGGACAUCUUGAUGGAGAAGAUGAAAAAGUUAAAAGAUGAAUUGCACCAUCCAGAAGCUACGCAUGUUGAGGGAGUUACGACUAUGCAUGGACUUACCAGGUACUUCAGUUUGAACAAUGACAAGUUUUUUAAGUUCAGGUUUAGUAUUUUGAGCUCCAGCCAACCGUAUCUUGCCGCUUCGGCAAACAAAACCGGUUUGACAAUUCCAGUUCGUGAGAAUAACCACAGCAAAAUGUCCACUAAUCAAGCUUUAUGCUACCAUAAAUGCUCAAUGAUUUAAAAACGUUUUUAUGUUCACUUAAAGCGACACCUAGUCACACCUUCAUAACCAUUUUGCUAAAAGAAAAAACACAUGCCAUUUCAAAGUUGUUGCUUUUAGUUUCUAACUGUAAUUUUGUAUAGUUGAAUAUAGCCUUGUUUCUUACUGAGCACUGAAAUAGUUCAGUAAAGAUUCAUUGGAAGGCAAUUAAACACAUUUUUUAAUUAAUAUUCAAAUAAAAAUGACCUGUGUCAGCAUAGUCAGUAUAAUCUGUAGGAAACACUGUUCCUUAAACUCCAGUCAAUAUUUUCGUCCCAUAGGCAAAAAAGCCAAAAAUAAAUAAUUAUUGCCAAGGCAUUUUCUGUGUAGCAAUCUAUCUAAAAUAUAUUUAUACAUUGUUAAUUUACAUCACCACCAUUUUUUUUCCUCUUCUGUUCUGUUUUCUAAAAAGCUUUUUAUUUCCCCAUUGUAAAAAAAUAUGGACUCAGACAUCAGUUAUCAAAACAAAAUAAACAAAAUACCCCUGUUUCUGCCUGCCCAGUAGUAAAGCUUCAGCGAAACAUAAUACUGUCCAUAAUGUUAAAUCCAUAGUUGACUCCAAAGCUGCAGUCCAGUUAAGAAUUGCAUACCCUCCCAUUUUUAACAAUUCCCCAGCAGUUCAACCAGUGCAUAAGGUCCAUCUUCAUGCAGCAAACAAGCACACGACAUAAGGUCCCAUUUGAUGGGUUAGUGCAUCUAUAUUAUUUCCACUCAAUGUUGAGUUCAUCUUGUAGGAGAUCCAAGCAUUGUCAAACAAUAUAUCUCCUUGUUUCUGGCAUUCUAAAGACUGCAGGUUAUCAGAAAUGUAUAUUCUGCUCAGUGGCCUGUUGACAGAUUCCCCCCAGGGUCUUGAACUUUGGCCCCAAAUCAUUCAGAAACUGCAGGUCAUCCAAGUUGCCCAAAGAAAGUUGGUCUAGUGAUUGGCUCCGGCUGCCUUGUCCCUCAUAGGCGUACUCAUGAGGCUGGUACUCUACAUCUUCUCCUUGGCCACUGGACAGCAUUUGCAGUUUCUAGCAAAAGAAAUUAACCUAUUAAGAUACUUUCAUAUAUCAAAACUUAGUUUAACAUGUCAGUGCUGUCUUACCCUUUGAAGGUGCUCUGAAAUGUGCUGGUUGACCUGAAGAUUGUAGCGGCUAUGCCGGUAUGUGCCCUGUUCACAAGCAGUAAAUUCAUUAUAUCUGUCUCAUUUUGUCCCGAGGCUUCAUAAUAUAAAUGUACUUACAAUGUACAUGCCCAUCUUAUUGGUCCACGUGUCCUGAAAAUAUAAAUAGACAGUGCUUUGAUUCUCAAUAUAUCAAUAGUACGGUAGUAAAAUGUCACACCCUUAUUCUGUAAAGGAUUCAUUUUCAUGUUUUCUACUCACAUAGUCGUACAUGCCAUUGCCAUUUAUUCGUCCCUGGUUUAUGCCAAUUUCGUCUUCGUAAUUGUGCUGAGUAAACACAAAAGUUAUUUAAAAUCUGUAAAAACAUUGAGGAUGUUGCUAUCAGUCACUUACUUGGUAAGUGUUGUACAGGUUAAUUUCUUCAGUUGUAUAAGCUGGCAUCCCAGGCUGGGCAUACAAUGAAAAAACAUGUAGUUAUAUAUAUAUAUUUCAGAUCUUAUAAAAGCUUUUUUUUAGAACUUAUGUUGAAGAUGUAAUUUGUUGUAAUGACAAAAGAUGCUUGAAUGCGAUGUAGCUCAUUGGCACAUAUGCUGCUGAGCGCGAUUCAAGUUUGGACAGAUGUUUUAUCUCUGUGUCCAAUUCCAAUAUUAUGCAAAGGUGAAAUGAAAUAAUGAGCCUGAAGUAUGAAAAUGCCAUCUUGUUUGAGGGAAAGAAAAGUUGCAUUUCAUCUUUUCGUUAUUGUCAUAUGAAAUUGUCUAUUAUCAAUCCUUGAUUAAACAUAGCCUGUUCUGUCAACAAAUUCCAAUCAUUUGACUCACAUUAUAUAACAACAAAAAGUUAUUUAUGGCCCAAGUUGAAUGCAGUUUCCAUUAAACUUUGCCUGCACAUUCUCACGACACCUCUGACUGUCAAGAUCUUACAUCAGGGUUUGUAAUAAAUACUGAGACAUACAUUGCACACUGGACUGUGUUGGGGGGUGUAGAUACCUGAAGUGUGUCUUGCCCAUCUGUGACAGCAAUAUUAUUUGUUGUAGUUGUCGUCAGAAACAUCGAGGGUUCAGCCUGAGACAGAGCAGGAAGUCAUCUAUCCAGUUUUGUGAUUAGUUUGAGUUUUGUUUGCAGAUCUCAUUAACUCACCUUGCAUUCUGAGCUGCCUCCUUCUUCAUUGUACUUAAUGAGACUCUGGUUUCCCCCAUCAACUAUAGGAAUGGGAUCGAAUUGUUUUCCACAGA
Boleophthalmus pectinirostris (great blue-spotted mudskipper) is the source of this 4074-nucleotide messenger RNA. RefSeq names its product mitochondrial ribosome-associated GTPase 2 (gene mtg2). NCBI's taxonomy places the organism in Eukaryota, Metazoa, Chordata, Actinopteri, Gobiiformes, Gobiidae. The transcript has 7 exons. The record is from RefSeq and is a predicted model, not a curated record. Gene Ontology annotation, molecular function: magnesium ion binding; GTP binding; GTPase activity. Bases 244 to 1482 code for a protein of 412 amino acids. Gene Ontology annotation, cellular component: mitochondrion.